Molecule: messenger RNA, 1673 nt
Organism: Amphibalanus amphitrite
Lineage: Eukaryota; Metazoa; Arthropoda; Thecostraca; Balanomorpha; Balanidae
Product: gem-associated protein 2-like
Exons: 9
Coding region: 472-1257 (261 amino acids)
Biological process (GO): spliceosomal complex assembly; spliceosomal snRNP assembly
Cellular component (GO): nucleus; SMN complex; spliceosomal complex
Source: RefSeq, a predicted model, not a curated record
GGGCGACGACGCGUUGUGCGCGCACGUGCGAGCCCACGUGGGUGCGCGCGGUGCGCGUUGAGUUGGUUGGUUGUGCGGAGGCAAACAAAAGCAAGUUGAAGUCAAGGCCCUAUAUGUUGAAGUCAGUGCGAAAGCGGUGGGAACUGCGGACGUUUAUCAUUUCUCUGCCGUGCUCAUUUGAGGCGCCCUGCGCUUCAUCAAUAUUCUUGUCUAAUGUUCAUAAUUCAAAUUGACGUUUUCUUUGUGCUGCCUCCGUGGACACUUUGUUAAGAGAGGAAACAGAAAGGACACUUAAUUUAGGUGUCUGUUUGAAACCUGGUCAAACUUCAAUAAUUUUUGACGAACCCGUGAGGCGGAUAGCAUCAGCAGUAUCCAACUUGGAGGACUGGAGGACUACCAAGGUUGAAACUGAAAACUUUUGGGACACCUGAAGAAGGGAAACUGAAGUGAUCUCCAGGACCAUCCUCAGGUAUGAGCGCGCUCCGUCUGCGGCCGUCCGACGACGAGGGCGACGGCGAGGAGAGUCUGCUGCCGCGCGCCCUGGAGGUACCCAGCGGCUCCGAGCCGGAGGACGGCGGCGGCCUGCCGGGCUCGGCGCUCCAGUACCUGCGCUACGUCAGGAGGGAGCAGGCCAAGCAGAGUGACGUAAUAACGGCUAGUAUGGCUGGGCUGCGUAUAAAGGCGACCAAACCAAAGGCGCAGCCGUCCCCCACACCGCAGGAGCCGGCGGCGGCGGCGUCCGGUCCGAGUCUCUCCCGGCAGUGGCAGCAGACAGUUGAGUCGGACUUCUCCGGACUGCGGUGUCGGGUGGCGCGCUGGAAGGCGCGCCACGCGCCGCAGCUGCGCCGGCGGGCAGGUCAACUGCCGCCCGCCGAAGACCGCGAUGCCUGGCUGGCGGUAUGCCGCCAGGACGCAGAUGGCGGCACGGUCGACACUGGCCUGGCGCCGCCCUCCCUCCUCACCAUAGCGGCCUGCCUGCAGAGUCAGCUGCUGGCGCUGCUGGAGCACCUGCUACACUGGAGCCGCCUCCAGGGACUGGGCGACGGCCGCGCCGCCUGGCUGUUCGCCGUCAUGGCCGCUCUGGAGAAGCCGCUGCCGGCCGACACCUGCUCCUGUCUGCGGGAGGUGGCACGACUCUGCCGGUCACAGAGGGCGUCACUGGCGAAGGAUGAUACCAGACUGGCCGCCGCCUGCCUGCUCAUCUGUCUGGUGGGCCGAUACUUUGGACAGGUGGAUCUCGCUGACCCCUAUCGGUGACCCCGAGACUAUCUCUGGUGAGCUGUGGGUAACCUGAAAUUUCAGGCCACUUAGGUCGUCCCACGGUGGGAUACAUUUGUAAUGUCGCAUUGUUAUUGUUUCGAGCACAUACUGUGCUUACGGUCCGCAGAGUCGGAUUGUUUGUUUGCGGCCAGGAGACAGGUCCGGAGAGAUGCCCGCCGUAAUAUAUGUGAUGUGGUGCCGUUGCUGUCUGAGGUUUGUGGUAAAGUGAGUCCAUAUGAACUGUACCAGUGUGUUGUACGCGGUACUCCUUAGUAAGAGGUCGUGUACAUGAUAAAUUUUGUCAUUGCCUUUUGAGACUUGUAGCGGACUGUGACUAUGCUGAAACUGAGUGACUUUCAGUAGCAUUGCUCCAUGUGAAUUGUGAACGUGUGGCAAUAAAUAAUGCAACUGAA